GCUACUGUGACGGAAGGAUGCGCCAGGACAACUUUUCUUCUCUUUCACCUGCUUUCAAGUUUGCAUUUGACAUAAUUUGACAGAUAGCUAUCAAAAUCAGCAUUAUAUCUAUAAACAAAAGGCCCAUUUUAGAAGAUGCAGUUGCUAAGUGAGGAGUGAGGAGAGAGCUAAAAUGGAAUUCUUCUCGCUGCUUUUCCAUUUCAUGACGUCAUUUCUUCUCGUCUCUGGAGAAAAGAUAGGAUGUGAACCAACGGAAUUCCGUUGCAGCUCGGGACAAUGUGUAGAUGGCGGACGAUAUUGCGAUGGAAAUUCCGAUUGCUUCGAUGGCAGCGAUGAGCCGGAGAGAUGCACCAACUGCAAUCGGACAUAUUAUGGGCUGACUGAUCUGAAAUAUCCUCUACGACUGAGCGAGCACAGAUCUCCCACGUGCACGCUGACCUUUACAGCUGCGGGAGGGAAAUACGGGGACAGAAUCGAGAUCACUUUCCUGUCCUUCCAAAUAGGGAUCUUCGACCUUGACAGUUCCAGUUGCUUAAGAGGCUACAUGGAAGUAGAGGAAUCAGGUUCGAUUCAAAUAGAAAAGGUUACACCACGAGUCCGUCGUAGAACUAAAAAGAAAGGCAAUCCACGGAGGAAAGGCACCUUCCUGAGAGCCCCUGCAGGGUCAUUUUGUGGCCCUUUGAUUGGGCAGUCAGCGACGUUCUACAGCACAAGGGACACUGUCAAACUAACUGUAUUUGUACCACCUCAAGGAGCUGCUGGCCAACCUGUGGUGCCCCGUUUGUAUCUGACAUACAGAUUCUUGCAUCACAGCCAAAAGGAUAGUUUACUAACCAGUAACAAAAUAGCUGGUGGAGGGAAGUGUGAUACUCUGCUCACUAAUUGCCAUUUCCGUGACUGUAUCAUAAGAUCGCCUAAUUUUCCAGGAUUCUAUUUACGCAACAUAUCAUGCCAUUACUGGAUACGUCAAGACUCAGCACCACCUGGUCAAAUCGCACAAAUUGAAAUCUACCAAGAUAAUGAGUUCAAAAUCAGCAUUCCUAGUGGUCACUCAAACAGUGACCGAUACAAACCUGGUACACUAACCUCAGAUUGUGCAGGAGAUGUAGUGAAAGUUUUUGAUGGAAGAACUAUAGAAUCACCUCUAUUAGUAGAAUUCUGUGGAGCUGGGCCAUUGCCAACUAUCCGAUCCAGUGGGCCCGAUAUAUUGAUAAAACUGAUCAGUGUUCCUUUUCAAACACUUUCUAAUUCCCAUUUCGAAUUAGCAGUUAAAAUUCACUUUGCGAAAAUUUCUGGGUCGUUUCGGGCUGCUUCAGAAGGAUGUUCAUUAACUGUCGAUGGUGGUAGACAUCCAGUUGGAAUUCUCCAAGGACCAGACCACUCCGUCCCAUCUGGUACAACUUGCACAUAUCGAGUAACUGGUAAGCGACCAACUGAUCGCAUUUGGCUGUAUUUUUCUUCCUAUCAUGUACCAGAUCUCAACCCAUGGACUGAUAUUGAGCAUUGCGAUGUUGGAAAAUUAGAGAUAGUGCAUCCAAUUCCGAGAAUAAGACAUGCUCAUCACCAUUAUCAUCAUUACCAGUUAGCCAAUGCAUUGUCGGGUGAACAAAACAUUGGCGCAGAAACAAUUCUAACUGAAACUUACUGUGAAAAGAAGUCCCCAAGACAAUGUGGUCAUGCAUCAGAUUUUCCAGAUCUAAUUCCAUCGAGACCUUGCACAUUUCCUGAUGAAAGUUAUCUAAGUCCAGGACCAGAGGUCAUACUUAAGAUGACCUAUUUGUCAUCUACAGCAAUCAGGGGAAGUGGUGGUCCUCACUUUACAGCUAGAUAUGAAGUAGUAGAAAACAUGCCUUACAAAGAUGACAUUUCUUCACAACCUUGCAUUAUGAGUGUGCAUGGCAGAGAUUCCCCAAAGGGAUCUUUAGAAUCGCCUAGGAAUGUAUUUUUAUAUGGAAGAGGAGGUGCUAGAGAUCUGGUAUGUAAAUACGAACUUCGUGGUACGCCAGAUCAAAGAGUGCGUCUCAUGGUGCAAGAGUUGUUCUUUUCAUCCUCUCCGCUUUGUCAAACUACUUAUGAUGCAGUCACAGAACGUCAAAAAUGUAACGUUUUCCAUUUUGGAAAAUUUGCUCUAAUAAACGUUACCGAACUGUGGCAAGAUUCCACAGUGUUUGUUGGCUGUAUAUGUGACCCUAGCAAGAGCUUUAUUUUAGAAUCCGUUGGUCACAUGAUGGACAUUGAAUUUUUAGUUCGUAACAUGGGACCCAGAGACGAUUUUAGGACGUUUCACUUCAGCUUGGAUUAUGAAUUUGUCCCUGUAUCCAGCGUGUGCAAGACGUCCCAUUCUUCUGACACGAGUGUUAUGAGUGGUUCUAAAGGACAGUUAUCGCUGAAUAUUCACAGUGCGUCACCAUUUAGAUGUCGUUGGCUACUAGCUGCAUUUCCAACCAGAGCUCUCUACUUGACAGUGAGGGGAAGAACAUUCGAUGCAGAAUGCAGGAACAAAAUUUUGUUUUACAACGUCAACAACUGGGAACCUUUUAAAGUAUUCUGUUCAUCAGACAUCGAUCACUAUGAAACAUUUUUCACCCAGUCGUGGAAACCAGAUCCAACUCGAACUUUCGAAGCAGAUUUAACACUCUUGGAAUACAUUUUCAACGAGCCUGGCCAAUUUAAGGUGAAUUGGGUGGAAGUCACCAGGCCCAAAUCAAAGCCUUGCUCCUUAGAAUGUCCAGAACUAGAAGCUUGCAUAGGUGAAGACCUGGCUUGUGACGGGAUAAGGCAUUGUCCAGUUUCUGGGAACGACGAGUCUCCUGAUCGAUGUAAUCAAUUACCUUUGAUGACUAUUGCCAUUUCAUCAACUGCAGCAAUUGCUCUUGUGACUUUAAUAGUGCUUGCCGUGUUGCUCAGGUACAGGUUGAUUAAAUCCAAAGACAAAACUGUGAUUCCACCACCAGAUAUGUACAGAAAUGAUUGCAAACACACGUUUUCUAAUAAAGCACCUGUGAGGUAGCAUUAUGCCCAAAGGUUCUGGAUUCCUGGACCAGAACCAGAGGAAGAUACAUUGGAGAUAUAUCCUCCUCCACCACCGAAUUUUGGUGGUACUAUUCAUUUUGAUUCUGAGAAUCAGUUAUUUUGUGAAACUAAAGUUUGAUAAAUGUGCAUGGAUGUUCAUCUAACAAUAAUUCGAUUAAACUUGGUCAUCGACAUUAUUUAAUGAAAUAUGAUGGUCAUCUAAAUCACUGAGGUUCAUUCUAAUAUUGCCCCAUAGUCUAAUGGGCACCUAUAAUUCUGGGUCUACAAACUAUUUCAAACUGAGAAGUGACCCUAAAAACUUUUUGCGAAGGAUCAUGUGCCCACAUUUCUAUAUCUUCAAAUGAAUGAACAUAUACCAAUUAAGCAUAUUGCUUUAUCUUAUUGCAAAACUAUAGAAGAUGAAAGAGCAUGUCUUUUCCUUUAUCAUGGUGCCAAUGUUAAAAACUUAUAAACAUUUUCUAUGCUGAAGCAUUCAAUAUUAAUAUUCCAUGAUGCAUAUCGAUGAUCGAUCUGAAAAGAUAUAUGUAUCUUACUCCUUGUGAUUCUUCCAAUUUUAUGUAUAAAAACUUCAUGAAAAUGAAUUACAAUAUGUUUUAUGCUUACUAACCCAAAGUGUUUCUGGAAAAAAAUAACAGUUUACUUCUUAACUUCUCAUAUUUAACAAGAUUUCGAUUAGCACAUCUUAUCGAUUUUGCAAGACUCAAUAAGCGAUUUGAAAAUCCAUAUUAUAAGUACAGAAUAUAAUAUGAACCAGUAUUUUAAAGGAGCUUCAAGAGCAUUUCAGUUGACAUUUCAAAUCCGCAAAAGUAUACAAAUAAAUGAUUAAUUUUACAUAACAAUGUUUUAUUUAUUACGUAUCCAAAAUGUAUGAACCCUGAAAUGUAUAUUAUAAGAAAACUUUUUUACAAAAGAUUGCUGUGGUUGAUUAAUACCAAAUCUUCAAUAUGUACCAUUGAUAAAAAUAUCUCCUGUUGCUUUAAAGCAAGAUCACCAAGAGAGAAUUGGUAAUGUAAAACUGCACCUGUAUCUCAAUGGUUACAAAAAAUGCAUUCCGAAAAUCCCACUUUUGUAAUUAUUUCUAUUCUUCGCACUGUGUUUGU
Argiope bruennichi is the source of this 4133-nucleotide messenger RNA. RefSeq lists its product as uncharacterized. Gene Ontology annotation, cellular component: plasma membrane. Lineage: Eukaryota; Metazoa; Arthropoda; Arachnida; Araneae; Araneidae. Gene Ontology annotation, molecular function: protein binding. The record is from RefSeq and is a predicted model, not a curated record. The transcript has 7 exons. Bases 173 to 3010 code for a protein of 945 amino acids.